This is a messenger RNA of Triticum aestivum (bread wheat), 858 nucleotides long. RefSeq names its product cytosolic sulfotransferase 8. NCBI's taxonomy places the organism in Eukaryota, Viridiplantae, Streptophyta, Magnoliopsida, Poales, Poaceae. The record is from RefSeq and is a predicted model, not a curated record. Gene Ontology annotation, molecular function: sulfotransferase activity.
UGCAGGGAUCAGAAGGACAUGGUUGUCUCCAUGUGGCAUUUCGCCAACCGUGUUCGACCUGACAUAUCACUCCAAGAGGUGUUCGAGACGGUGUGUGAGGGCACAUGUUUUGCCGGGCCUGUCUGGGAUCACAUCCUUGGAUACUGGAGGGUAAGCAAUGCAGAGCCAAACAGGGUGCUUUUCUUGACCUACGAGCAGAUGCAUCAGGAUCCGGUUGACAAAGUCAGGAAGCUAGCUCAAUUCCUCGGGAGACCAUUUUCCGACACAGAGGAAGAGGCCGGUGUCGUUGCAGAGAUCGUUGAGCUUUGUAGCUUGGAGCAUCUGAAAAAUCUAGAGGCCAACAAGAAAGGCUCCCAGGGGGUGUUCUUGAAGUUCCCAUAUGACUCCUAUUUCCGGAAGGGGGUGGUGGGAGAUUGGGUGAACCAUUUGACACCUGAGAUGGCUAAAUGUCUAGAUGCGAUAUUCGAGGAGAAGUUCAAAGGAUCAGGCUUCACUCUGCUGUGAUGGUUUUUUUUCCGUCAAUGGGUGAAUUUUACCGAUUUAAAAUAAAGCAUCAAUAGGAUAUGCUAGCUGCCUCUUGUCUUCCGCAAUGGCGGCGUUCCACUGUUAUGCUUUCUAUGUUGUUUGCACUAUGAAUAAUUUGUUAUUUGCACUAUUGUAGUCUCUUACGUUGUCCUGCUGCACAAAACUAUCCAGAUCUUAAAUCAUUACGUAUGCAUUGCAGUGUGAUUUUGGUUAGUUAUACUAGUCAACAUCUCGUGCAUCUGCACGGGCUAGUUAUGUUAAUGAUCAUACUUGAACUUUCAUUUCUAGUUCUUAAUUGUAAAUAUAUUUACGAAUUGCGAAGUGAAAUUUGUA